Messenger RNA from Lemur catta (Ring-tailed lemur), 3982 nucleotides. RefSeq names its product solute carrier family 4 member 4 (gene SLC4A4). The transcript has 26 exons. The coding region runs from base 71 to 3310 and encodes 1079 amino acids. Gene Ontology annotation, cellular component: plasma membrane; basolateral plasma membrane. The record is from RefSeq and is a predicted model, not a curated record. Gene Ontology annotation, molecular function: monoatomic anion transmembrane transporter activity; solute:inorganic anion antiporter activity; sodium:bicarbonate symporter activity. NCBI's taxonomy places the organism in Eukaryota, Metazoa, Chordata, Mammalia, Primates, Lemuridae. Gene Ontology annotation, biological process: monoatomic anion transport; bicarbonate transport; transmembrane transport.
AGCAGCGACCGCUGCAGCCCCACACUCCGCCGCCAACCUGGAGGAGCGACGGAAGCCGGACCCCAGGAGGAUGGAGGAUGAAGCUGUCCUGGACAGAGGGGCUUCCUUCCUUAAGCAUGUGUGUGAUGAAGAAGAAGUAGAAGGUCACCACACCAUCUACAUCGGGGUUCACGUGCCGAAGAGUUACAGAAGAAGGAGACGUCACAAGAGAAAGACGGGGCACAAAGAAAAGAAGGAAAAGGAGAGAAUCUCGGAGAACUACUCUGACAAAUCGGAUGUUGAAAAUGCUGAUGAAUCCAGCAGCAGCAUCCUGAAGCCUCUCAUCUCCCCUGCCGCGGAACGCAUCCGAUUCAUCUUGGGAGAGGAGGAUGACAGCCCAGCCCCCCCACAGCUCUUCACGGAACUGGAUGAGUUGCUGGCCGUGGAUGGGCAGGAGAUGGAGUGGAAGGAGACAGCCAGGUGGAUAAAAUUUGAAGAAAAAGUGGAACAGGGUGGGGAAAGAUGGAGCAAGCCCCAUGUGGCCACACUGUCCCUUCACAGCUUAUUUGAGCUGAGGACGUGUAUGGAGAAAGGAUCCAUCAUGCUUGACCGGGAGGCUGCCUCUCUCCCACAGUUGGUGGAGAUGAUUGUUGACCAUCAGAUUGAGACAGGCCUAUUGAAACCUGACCUUAAGGAUAAGGUGACCUACACUUUGCUCCGGAAGCACCGGCAUCAAACCAAGAAAUCCAACCUUCGGUCCCUGGCUGACAUUGGGAAGACAGUCUCGAGUGCAAGUAGGAUGUUUACCAACCCUGAUAAUGGUAGCCCAGCCAUGGCCCAUAGGAAUCUGACUUCCUCCAGCCUGAAUGACAUUUCUGAUAAACCGGAGAAGGACCAGCUGAAGAAUAAGUUCAUGAAAAAACUGCCACGUGAUGCAGAAGCUUCCAACGUGCUUGUUGGCGAGGUUGACUUUCUGGAUACUCCUUUCAUUGCCUUUGUUCGGCUACAGCAGGCUGUCAUGCUGGGGGCCCUGACCGAGGUCCCUGUGCCCACAAGGUUCUUGUUCAUUCUCUUAGGCCCUAAGGGGAAGGCCAAGUCCUACCAUGAGAUCGGCAGAGCCAUUGCCACCUUGAUGUCCGACGAGGUCUUCCAUGACAUUGCUUAUAAAGCAAAGGACAGGCAUGACCUGAUUGCUGGCAUCGAUGAGUUCCUAGAUGAAGUCAUUGUCCUUCCGCCUGGGGAAUGGGAUCCAGCCAUCAGGAUAGAGCCUCCUAAGAGUCUUCCAUCGUCUGACAAAAGGAAGAAUAUGUACUCGGGUGGGGAGAACGUGCAGAUGAACGGGGACACGCCCCACGACGGAGGGCACGGAGGAGGCGGCCACGGGGACUGCGAGGAGUUGCAGCGAACUGGACGGUUCUGUGGUGGGCUAAUCAAGGACAUAAAGAGGAAAGCACCAUUUUUUGCCAGUGAUUUUUAUGAUGCUCUAAAUAUUCAGGCUCUUUCGGCAAUUCUGUUCAUUUAUCUGGCAACCGUAACUAACGCCAUCACUUUUGGAGGACUCCUUGGGGAUGCCACCGAAAACAUGCAGGGCGUGUUGGAGAGUUUUUUGGGCACUGCUGUCUCGGGAGCCAUCUUUUGCCUUUUUGCUGGUCAACCACUCACUAUUUUGAGCAGCACCGGACCUGUCCUAGUUUUUGAGAGGCUUCUGUUUAAUUUCAGCAAAGACAAUAAUUUUGACUAUUUGGAGUUUCGCCUUUGGAUUGGCCUGUGGUCAGCCUUCCUGUGUCUCGUUUUAGUAGCCACUGAUGCCAGCUUCUUGGUUCAGUACUUCACUCGUUUCACGGAAGAGGGCUUCUCUUCCUUGAUUAGCUUCAUCUUUAUCUACGAUGCUUUCAAGAAGAUGAUCAAGCUAGCAGAUUACUACCCCAUCAACUCCAACUUCAAAGUGGGCUACAAUACUCACUUUUCCUGUGCCUGUGUGCCGCCUGACCCAGUUAAUAUCUCAAUAUCUAAUGACACCAUGAUGGUGCCAGAGGAUUUGCCAACUGCUUCUUCUACUGACAUGUACCAUAAUGCUACCCUCGACUGGGCAUUUUUGUCGAAGAAGGAGUGUUUGAAAUACGGAGGAAAGCUCGUGGGCAACAACUGUCAUUUUGUUCCUGAUAUCACACUCAUGUCUUUCAUCCUCUUCUUGGGAACCUACACCUCUUCUAUGGCUCUGAAAAAGUUCAAAACUAGUCGUUAUUUUCCAACCACAGCAAGAAAACUGAUCAGUGAUUUUGCCAUUAUCUUGUCCAUUCUCAUCUUUUGUGUAAUAGAUGCCCUGGUAGGUGUGGACACUCCAAAACUAAUUGUGCCAAGUGAGUUCAAGCCAACAAGUCCGAACCGAGGUUGGUUCGUUCCACCAUUUGGAGGAAACCCCUGGUGGGUAUACCUUGCUGCUGCUAUCCCUGCUUUGUUGGUCACCAUUCUGAUUUUCAUGGACCAACAAAUUACAGCUGUGAUUGUAAACAGGAAAGAACACAAACUCAAAAAAGGAGCGGGGUAUCACUUGGAUCUCUUCUGGGUGGCCAUCCUCAUGGUCGUGUGCUCCUUCAUGGCUCUUCCGUGGUACGUGGCUGCGACUGUCAUCUCCAUCGCUCACAUCGACAGUUUGAAGAUGGAGACAGAGACCUCGGCACCCGGAGAACAGCCAAAGUUUCUAGGAGUGAGGGAACAAAGAGUCACUGGAACCCUUGUGUUUAUUCUGACUGGUCUGUCAGUCUUUAUGGCUCCCAUCUUGAAGUUUAUUCCCAUGCCUGUACUCUAUGGUGUGUUCUUGUACAUGGGCGUGGCAUCCCUGAACGGUGUGCAGUUCAUGGAUCGUCUGAAGCUGCUUCUGAUGCCCCUGAAGCAUCAGCCUGACUUUAUCUACCUGCGUCAUGUCCCCCUGCGGAGGGUGCACCUGUUCACCUUCCUGCAGGUGUUGUGUCUGGCCCUGCUCUGGAUCCUCAAGUCAACUGUGGCUGCCAUCAUCUUCCCAGUCAUGAUCUUGGCACUUGUAGCUGUCAGAAAGGGCAUGGACUACCUCUUCUCCCAGCACGACCUCAGCUUCCUCGAUGAUGUCAUUCCAGAAAAGGACAAGAAAAAGAAAGAGGAUGAGAAGAAAAAGAAAAAGAAGAAGGGAAGCCUGGACAGUGAUAAUGACGAUUCUGACUGCCCAUACUCAGAAAAAGUUCCAAGUAUUAAAAUUCCAAUGGACAUCAUGGAACAGCAACCUUUCCUAAGCGAUAGCAAACCUUCCGACAGGGAAAGAUCACCAACAUUCCUUGAACGCCACACAUCAUGCUGAUAAAAUUCCUUUCCUUCAGUCACUCGGUUUGCCAAGUCCUCCUAGAACUCCAGUAAAAGUUGUGCCUCAAAUUAGAAUAGAACUUGAGCCUGAAGACAAUGAUUAUUUCUGGAGGAGCAAGGGAACAGAAACUACAUUGUAACCUGUUUGUCUUUCUUGAAACUGACAGUUUUGUUGUUAAUGUUCUUGGGGUUUUUUUGUCUGGCUGUUUGUUUAUUUUUUAACUUUUGUUUCAGUUUUUGGUCACUGGCCAAAUAAUACAGCGCUCUCUCUCUGCUUCUCUCUUGCAUAGGUAAAAUCAAGACACUAGUGUACCGUUCCUUAAAAACAGCAUCUGAGCAAUCCAUCCCCCUUUUGUUCCUAAACUUUCAGAUGUGUCCUCUGACAACCAAAUUCCUGUAUCACUCGAGACAUGCACAGACCUGUCCUUUUCCUCUAUUAAGCAGGGGACAAAAGUAUUAAGGAUUUUACAAACACCUUUUAUUAAAAUAUUGAAAGAACUUACAACUUUAGCUUUGGAGCUAUGCUAACUGGCUUGUCUUUGUCUGGUAGAACAAACCUUGACCUCCAGACAAAGUCCCUUCUCACUUACAGAGCUCUCUGACCGGAAAAAAAAGUGCUGCUAUUCUAACUUGCUCUUGCUUGUAAACCCUAAUCUUAGAGUUAUCAAAA